Cotesia congregata is the source of this 1020-nucleotide messenger RNA. The record is from the annotation of a GenBank genome assembly. NCBI's taxonomy places the organism in Eukaryota, Metazoa, Arthropoda, Insecta, Hymenoptera, Braconidae.
AUAAAUCAAUUUACUUUCUGUUACAGCGUGAGGAGUGUGAUGCACAAACAUCUAGAAGCAAAAAAUGAUGUUAACUUUGAUAAAAUAUUUAACCAAAUGUUAGGGUACCUUUUAUUUAAAGAAUUUUGCGAGACUGUAUCAGAGGAACCAGUUCCUCAGCUUAGGUUUUACGAAGAGAUAAAGGCGUACGAAAAACUAGAAGCCCCAGAAGAAAGAAGAAAACUCGCACGAGAGAUAUACGACAACUUUAUAAUGAAAGAACUCCUGGCGCAUUCACAUGAAUACUCAACAGAUGCUGUCUCUCAUGUACACAAAUAUCUAAUGAAGAAUGAGGUGCCUGUUAAUUUGUUUGAGCCAUACAUCGAGGAAAUUUUCAAUCACUUAAGAGGGGAGCCAUUCAAAAAGUUCCUGGAGAGUGAAAAGUACACGCGUUUUUGCCAAUGGAAAAAUCUCGAGCUAAAUAUUCAGUUGACAAUGAACGACUUCAGCGUGCAUCGCAUAAUAGGAAGGGGCGGCUUUGGCGAGGUUUACGGAUGCCGCAAGGCCGAUACAGGAAAAAUGUAUGCGAUGAAGUGUCUCGAUAAAAAACGUAUCAAGAUGAAGCAGGGUGAGACACUUGCACUCAACGAGAGGCUAAUUGGUACACACGGAUAUAUGGCCCCUGAGGUGCUGUCAAAAGGAACGACAUACGAUUCUAGUGCUGAUUGGUUUUCCUUUGGCUGCGUGCUCUACAAACUGCUCAAGGGUCACAGUCCAUUCAGACAACACAAGAUUAAAGAUAAAAAUGAAAUCGAUCGAAUGACAUUGACGAUGAAACUUGGUGGUCCAUUCGCAAGCGCUUGGCAGACGCGAUACGCAAAAUUAUAUCCCAAUAGACUAGAAUUACAUCCAGAGUCAACUACAAAACCUGAGCUUGUUAUUCUAGAUCAAGUAGAAGAAGUAAGUGCUGAUUUACAGCAUGUUAAAGGUGAACAAUGCAUUGUUGUACGUACCCGUGAUGCUAAAAUAGUCCUCACUAAU